AAAGAAAAAAUUCAAAAUCUGAAAUUUCAACCUCCUCCUCGUUUAUUCACCCAGAAAGGAGAAGAGAGAAAGAGAUCUCUCUCUAUCUCCUCAAUUCCAUCUUCUUCUUUACUCUCUCUCUCUGCACCGACUUGCUUAAAGAAGACGAAACAAUCUCUCUCUCUCUCUCUCUUAUAUUCUCUCACAUUAUCUCUCUACGAAAGAAGGAGAAGGAGAGAGAAGGUUAGAAUGAUUAAUUAUGUCUCCAGCCAUGUGAGCUCCCACUGACACAUUCUUCCUUUCCCUUCCCUUCCCUUCCCUUCCCUUCCUUCAGAUUGAAUUGAUUCUUCUCACCGAUUCCGGGACCGAGUCGCCGGAGUUGACCUUCCCCACCCCAGGGAGUUUGUAGGUCAGUGGAUGGCAACAUCCUCAUCACGAACAAGGAGCAGCUCUCCCUUCUCUAACAACAGACCAGCAAGUCCCUCUUCUUCUGCUUCAACUUCAACUUCUUCUUCUCAUCUCAUUCCCCGUUCUUCUGCCGGAAUCGGCUCCCGAUCUAUGACUCCCACUCGCACCUUCUCCGACUAUGGUCCAAUCGGCUCCGAAAGCUUCGGAACUGGAUCCUCCUCUGUCCCUUACCCGUCAGAGGAGCUCCUCGGGGAGCCUGUGGAGGAGACUAUCAGCUCUGAGCGGGAUAGUAUUUCCGUCACCGUUCGUUUUCGACCUUUGAGUGAUAGAGAGUAUCAAAGAGGAGAUGAAGUUGCUUGGUACCCUGAUGGCGAUACUAUGGUCAGGCACGAGUACAAUCCUCUCACUGCUUACGCUUUCGAUAAAGUAUUUGGACCACAAGCAAAUACGAUGGACGUUUAUGACGUAGCCGCAAGACCAGUUGUCAAGGCUGCCAUGGAAGGUGUUAACGGAACUGUUUUUGCAUAUGGUGUUACAAGCAGUGGAAAGACCCAUACCAUGCAUGGUGAUCAAGAAUCUCCUGGAAUCAUACCGCUUGCAAUUAAAGACGUGUUCAGUAUCAUCCAGGAUACUCCUGGAAGGGAAUUCCUGCUCCGUGUUUCAUACCUUGAAAUCUACAAUGAGGUGAUAAAUGAUUUACUGGAUCCAACAGGCCAAAAUUUACGAGUGAGAGAGGAUUCCCAGGGUACUUAUGUUGAGGGUAUCAAGGAAGAAGUUGUUAUGUCUCCUGGUCACGUACUAUCCUUCAUUGCAGCUGGAGAAGAACAUCGCCACGUUGGUUCAAAUAAUUUCAAUUUGAUGAGCAGCAGAAGUCACACUUUAUUUACACUGAUGAUUGAAAGUAGUGCUACUGGAGAUGAAUAUGAUGGAGUUAUUUUUUCUCAACUCAAUUUGAUUGACUUGGCUGGAUCCGAGAGUUCCAAAACUGAAACAACUGGAUUGAGGAGGAAGGAAGGUUCAUAUAUCAACAAGAGUCUUCUAACUCUUGGAACUGUCAUUGGAAAACUUAGUGAGGGUAAGGCAACUCACAUUCCAUAUCGCGACUCUAAGCUAACUCGUCUUCUGCAAUCAUCGUUAAGUGGCCAUGGGCAUGUUUCGCUCAUAUGUACAAUUACUCCCGCGUCAAGCAGUAAUGAGGAAACUCAUAAUACAUUGAAAUUCGCCAGCAGAGCAAAGAGCAUAGAAAUCUAUGCUUCACGCAAUCAGAUUAUAGAUGAGAAGUCGCUAAUUAAGAAAUAUCAAAGAGAGAUCUCAGUUCUCAAACUAGAACUUGAUCAGCUGAGAAGAGGUAUACUUGUUGGUGUCAGUCACGAAGAGUUAAUGAGUUUAAAGCAACAGUUGGAAGAAGGCCAAGUGAAAAUGCAAUCAAGAUUGGAGGAAGAAGAAGAAGCCAAAGCAGCUCUUAUGAGCCGAAUUCAAAAGCUUACCAAGCUCAUACUCGUAUCUACCAAGAAUUCUAGAACUGGAUAUUUGGGUGACGUACCCACUCACCAGCGCAGUCUCUCGGCGGGAAACGAUGAGAAAUUCGCUUCUCUGCUCGUGGAUAAUGAUAACUUGGGAUCUCCAUCUUCUACCCUGGCUCUUGUAUCAGAUGGUUCUUUAGGUUUUAACCACCGUAGAUCUUCCAGCAAGUUGAAUGGCGAGAACUCGCCUGGUGCAGAAUUUACGCAAGGUGUCAUGACGCCAGAUGAAAUUGACCUUCUGGUUGAACAAGUUAAGAUGCUUGCUGGUGAAAUAGCUUUCAGUAUGAGCACUCUAAAGCGUUUGGUGGACCAGUCCGCAAAUGAUCCGGAACACUCACAAACUCAGAUACAAGAUCUUGAACGCGAGAUUCAAGAAAAGCAAGGACAAAUGAGGGCUUUAGAACAGCUAAUAAUUGAGAAUGGUGAAGCAUCGAUUGCCAACGCAUCACUGGUUGAGAUGCAACAGAAAGUUAUGAGUUUAAUGACCCAGUGCAAUGAGAAGAGCUUUGAGCUAGAGAUCAAAUCAGCAGAUAAUUGCAUUCUUCAAGAACAACUACAGAAGAAGUGCACCGAGAACAAAGAACUACAUGAAAAGGUGAACCUUCUUGAGCAACGUUUGAAAGCAGUAUCUAGUGAGAAAUCAGCUCCAUCUUGUUCCGGUAACACGGUAUCUGGAGAGUAUGCAGAUGAACUAAAAAGGAAAAUACAGUCGCAGGAGAUUAAGAACGAGAAAUUGAAGCUGGAACAUGUUCAGAUCGUGGAAGAGAACAGUGGUUUACGAGUACAAAAUCAAAAACUAGCUGAAGAAGCUUCAUACGCUAAGGAACUAGCCUCUGCUGCUGCUGUUGAGCUGAAAAGUCUGGCUAGUGAAGUAACAAAACUUUCACUACAAAACACAAAGCUCGAGAAAGAAUUAGGAGCUGCAAGAGACUUGGCUCAGACGCGUAACCCCAUGAACGGCGUUAAUAAUCACAAGUAUAACGACGGGGCAAGGUCAGGAAGAAAGGGAAGGCUCUCUUCAGGUAGGUCAAGUGGAGAUGAGUUUCACUCAAGGAGUCUCGACCUGGAAGAUCUGAAAAUGGAGUUGAAAGCAAGGAAACAGCGAGAGGCGGUGCUUGAGUCAGCACUGGCAGAGAAAGAUUUCAUAGAAGAAGAAUACAGGAAAAAGGCAGAAGAAGCAAAGAGAAGAGAGGAAGCCCUAGAAAAUGAUUUGGCAAACAUGUGGGUACUUGUUGCCAAGUUGAAGAAAGACAGUGGUGCAUCAUCUGUAGUCAAUGGAACUGCCAGUGACCCAGCAAGGGAAGUAGAGAAGAAUCAAAGCAACAUGAUUCUGAAAGAGAGACAAGUCUCGAGUGCACCGAGACAACCUGAAGUAGUGGUAGCUAAAACCGAAGAGACACCAAAAGAGGAACCUCUUGUUGCUCGUCUCAAGGCACGAAUGCAAGAAAUGAAAGAGAAGGAGAUGAGGUCUCAAGCGAAUGGAGACGCAAACUCUCACAUUUGUAAAGUGUGUUUCGAGUCUCCCACGGCAGCAAUUCUACUCCCUUGCCGCCAUUUCUGCUUAUGUAAAUCCUGUUCCCUCGCUUGCUCUGAAUGCCCAAUCUGCCGCACAAAGAUCUCUGAUCGGCUCUUUGCGUUUCCGUCGUGACCAAGGCAAAUCAAAGGUGUCAAGAACUCUGGGUGAAGCCUGUUGCUAGAUAUUUUAAGAAAAGAACAGGUUGUGAAUUUUUUUUAAAAACUAGUUUUGGCUCUUUUGUAUGUAAUGUCUGUGCUUAUAUUUAUAUUUGUCACUAAAAGGAGGGGGAGAGGUUCUUUUGCAUAUCACCAGAACUGCAUACUCCCAUUUGUUCAAAGGGUUUCAAUGUGUUGUUCCACACCGGGUUCCUGGAUCAAUCUAAUCUUGGUGUCAUCCCUUUGAAAUUA
Molecule: messenger RNA, 3833 nt
Organism: Raphanus sativus (radish)
Lineage: Eukaryota; Viridiplantae; Streptophyta; Magnoliopsida; Brassicales; Brassicaceae
Product: kinesin-like protein KIN-7D, mitochondrial
Exons: 25
Coding region: 397-3558 (1053 amino acids)
Biological process (GO): microtubule-based movement
Molecular function (GO): ATP binding; microtubule motor activity; microtubule binding
Source: RefSeq, a predicted model, not a curated record